CUCCACCCGGCCCCACCCCCUUUUCUACACCCACGUUCUAGCCACGACACCGCCGCCGUCCCCACUUCGACUCCGGACUCCAGCCGUCGUAGCCACCGCGUACCUUCCUCGGUCUCCCCCGCGUCCUGCACCGAACAAACCGACUCCAACAUGCCGGUCGAUCUCUCGGGAACAUGGAAGCUGGACAGCAGCGAAAACUUCGAGGAAUUCAUGAAGAAACUCGAGGUGAACAUGGCCCUUCGUAAGAUGGGUGCGCUGGCCAAGCCGACCACUGAGAUCACACAGACGGGCGACCAUUUCGUCAUCAAGACGUCCACCACCUUCAAGAACACCGCGGUGGAGUUCGACAUCGGGCAGGAAUUCGACGAGAAGACCGCAGACGACAAGGAAGUCAAGUCCGUUGCUACAUGGGACGGAGACAAGUUGGUGGUGACGCAGAAAAGAGGGCCCCCUAUCGGCGAUGUGCUGUACAUCAGGGAGCUGCAGGGGGACGACGCACUGCUGUUGACCUGUACCGCAGGUGACGUGGUUUGCAAGCGGCACUACAAGAAGGGCAAGUAAAGGGACCACCCGCCUUCUGGGCGACGAAAUGCUGCACAUCGAGCAACCAAGGCCUGGUCAUAUCACCAAGAGAGCAUUUUCUGUUUCACUGCCUGGGCACGCCACCUAGCGUCAUUUUCACUAACUGUAGGGCUAAAUUGAGUUGAAAUGGCAUGAAACGUGUUAUAUUUUAACAAUGUUUAAAAAAAACAAAUACUGUUUUGCAACUACCAAUCCGUAACAGUAGUAAGGGCCCACAUAGCUUUACAGCAACUUGCAUCUGCAAAACAUUGGCGAAUGAAAAUGUGUGCAAUUAUUGUUGUUGUUGCUUUUAAAGGAAACGUCACAUUCCCACGUAUGGAACGAAACUAGCAAUAUGUUAAAUAACUCGUAGUUACGUAGAUACACAAUGGAGUCAACCACAAAUUGCUUUUCAAACACCAUACAUUCCCAGCUAGAGCUGUCGUCAUGUGUUAAUUGUCAAUGUCCGUGCAUUAAAUUUUGCUUGUUUGGCGAUUUA
Molecule: messenger RNA, 1060 nt
Organism: Branchiostoma belcheri (Belcher's lancelet)
Lineage: Eukaryota; Metazoa; Chordata; Leptocardii; Amphioxiformes; Branchiostomatidae
Product: fatty acid-binding protein, brain-like
Exons: 4
Coding region: 151-561 (136 amino acids)
Biological process (GO): fatty acid transport
Cellular component (GO): cytosol; nucleus
Molecular function (GO): fatty acid binding
Source: RefSeq, a predicted model, not a curated record